Messenger RNA from Sphaeramia orbicularis (orbiculate cardinalfish), 3212 nucleotides. RefSeq names its product tRNA nucleotidyl transferase, CCA-adding, 1 (gene trnt1). Gene Ontology annotation, molecular function: tRNA binding; nucleotidyltransferase activity. The transcript has 7 exons. Gene Ontology annotation, cellular component: mitochondrion. Lineage: Eukaryota; Metazoa; Chordata; Actinopteri; Kurtiformes; Apogonidae. The record is from RefSeq and is a predicted model, not a curated record. Gene Ontology annotation, biological process: tRNA 3'-terminal CCA addition; mitochondrial tRNA 3'-end processing. Bases 268 to 1548 code for a protein of 426 amino acids.
CACUUCCUGCCACUCUCUAACGUUGACAAGUGAAGGAUAUAAUGAAGUGAAACUCCUUUGUAUGCGUAGAAAUCCUUCCUUUACACCUGUAGGUCAGUUGUUCUCGUUGUAUUUGUUACGCACACAUUUAUAUUUCGGCAUUGUUCGUGUGCUGAGUAUAUGUGCGCAGUGUGACAGGUCCACGCGGACCCAGUGUGCCUCGUAGACAUGACUACGGUGAUGUUUAGCUAGGCUAGUUAGCUCCAUAAACACCUCUGUUGUUCACAGAUGUGGAGCAGACUGCUGAGUCCUGGUCUGUUUAGUAGGACAGGGUUCUGUGUGAGGAGUCUUUACACUAUGCAGCUGAAAACCACUGAGUUCCAGAGUCUGUUCACGGACGGGCUGAAUGGACUAGCAGAGGUCUUCGAGAAGCACCAACAUGAGCUGAGGAUCGCCGGAGGUGCUGUCCGUGACCUGUUGUCUGGGAAACGGCCUGAGGAUGUGGACUUUGCGACCACUGCCACUCCGGAUGAGAUGAAGCACAUGUUCCAAACUGCAGGCAUCAGGAUGAUCAACAAAAAAGGGGAGGAACACGGAACCAUUACAGCCAGACUACACGAUGAGAACUUUGAGGUGACCACGCUGCGAGUAGAUGUUCAGACAGAUGGACGCCACGCUGAGGUGGAAUUCACCACCGACUGGCAGAAAGAUGCAGAGCGCAGAGACCUCACCAUCAAUUCCAUGUUUUUAGGUCUUGAUGGAACCUUGUACGAUUAUUUCAAAGGAUACGAAGACCUGAAGAACCGUAAAGUACGAUUUGUUGGCAGCGCUGAGCAGAGGAUCCAAGAGGACUAUCUGAGAAUAUUGAGAUAUUUCAGGUUCUACGGCCGGGUGGCUCCGGAGCCUGACGACCAUGAACCGGAGACACUGGCCGCCAUCAGAGAAAACGGCCAUGGACUGGCGGGCAUAGCAGGGGAACGGAUCUGGAUGGAGUUAAAGAAGAUGGUGGUUGGUAAUCACGGCGGUCAUCUGCUGGAGCUGAUCUACAAACUGGGACUGGCCCAGUACAUCGGUCUACCACCAGAUGGCGACGUCGACGAGAUGAUGCGGGUGUGGCAGAACGCCAGCGAACAUUCGCCCAAACCCAUGACCAUCCUGUCCGGUCUGCUCCACAGCAAGGAGGAGGUGGAGAAGAUGGACCUGCGGCUGAAGGUCUCGAAGGAGGAGAAGACCCUGGCCCUGUUCCUGGUCAAAUACAGACGGGAGCUCCAGAAGAACGCCGACGAGCCAGACAGCCUCAAACCAUUCACCGACUUCAUCAUCGACAGUCGGGAACUGGACACCCAAAGUAAAGUGUUGGAGCUGCUGAAGUAUCAGGGGGAGGAGAAGCUGCUGACAGCGCUCUCCGCAUGGUCCAUUCCUCGCUUCCCCGUCAGCGGCCAUGACCUCCGCAGGAUGGGCGUUACCAACGGGAAGGAGAUAGGAGCCACAUUACAGAAACUCCGCGACAUCUGGAAGAAGAGCCACUAUCAGAUGGACAAAGACGAACUCCUCAGCUACGUCAAGUAACACACCCCUGAAGAGCAGAGGCGUCUUUGUCGGACACGUCGUCUUGGUUCUCAGAGGUAUCAGUCAGGAUGUAAGGAGACCUGCUUUACCACUGAUGAAUAAGACCUUACACUAACCCUGUUCAUUUACAGGAUGAGGAGGAAAUAUAAGGCUUGUGCUCUCAAUAUCACAUUUUCCAUCAUCUCAUAAUAUGUGGAACAGCUGAUUUCACCUUAUGUGUGUGUUAUCAUAGAGCUCUGCUCAUUAUGGGAAUUCCUAAGAGAAGAUACAGCAUGAUCUACUGAUGUUCGGCCAAUUUAGUCUAAAUAUUGUCCCAUAUUCUGUUUGAAGCAAGGACAUGGAAAUGCAAAUGGAUGGUCAGUUACAACAGGAAAUAUGUUCAAGCAAGAAGAUGGUUAUUUUCUGAAACAAUAUUGUAAAACUGAGUGUGAGUUUGACUGAAGUCAUUAUUUAGGUUUAUUUUAAAGAAAGACAAGGACAAGUUAUGUUAAAAGUCAAACAUAUAAAACAGAAGAAAUUAAGAGUUUGUCUUAUCACGGAAAUGUUUAUAUUUACAAACUAUCCUUUCAUAAAAAAUGUGAAUAAUCUGAAGAACUUGAAAUUUCUGAAGAAAAAUUAUUUUAUUUAUUUAUUUUAACAAUUCUAUGCCUCAGUUUAUCAUUUACACAUGUGUAUUAAAACUCACUGAUCACAGUGGAUCAACAAAGGCAAAAACAUUUAGUAACAGGCAGAAUAUUGUUAAAAUUGAAGUAUUUUUCUGAAGAAAUUUCAAGUUUAUAUAUGUUCAGGUUAGUUUGCAAACGUAAACACAGCUGUCAUUAUUCAAGAUUCAAGAUCCUUUAUUGUCAACAUGUGACAUGAAGAACGAAAUUACAAUACAUAGGAUAGACAAAAAAAAAUUACACAUUUAAAGUAGAAAACCAAGAUAGGACAACAAUAAAAGCAAAGAGCAGAUGAUAAAUAAAUGCAGAUAAUAAAUAAUGAACAAUAAUGGAGGAGGAGAAAUGACUGAAAUGUAAACAUUAGACUGAUUGAAUAUUGUGUUAUAAGUUCAUAUGCUGUUAUUUUACUGGUCUGGCCCACUUAAGAUCCUCUUGGGGUUUAUGUGGCGCCUGAACUAAAAUAAGUUUAAUAUCUUCAGUGUAUUUUUUUUGCACUUAGCUAUUUUAACCCACAGGCCGCAUUGAACCCUUUGGCCGGCCAGUUUUGGCCCAUGGGCCAUAUGUUUGACACCCCUGUUCUAGAUCUAUUGUACAUAGAUCAGACAUCCUUGAGUUUGCUUCUGUUUCAACACACAUUCAGAUGACGGUGUCUGUUUUUCACUGCCUUUAUGUUCCAUUAAUUACCUGAAAAAUGAAUAAAAACGCCUCAAUCAGAAAAGACUCGGAUUAGAAUGAGAUCCAUGUAAAACACUAGGUCUGAUUGUUUCUCUCAUGCAGGAUUUAUGUAACAAUAAGUCACAUGAUACAUUUCCAGGGGAGACAGAAAACAUGGCGGCAAGAAAACAAAACUGCUCAAUGGUUCAGAUGACUGUUUUUUUUGUUGCAGACUUUGAUAAAAGUGAAGGAUUGUUGUGUUUAAAUGGUCAUUUGGUUCCUUGUAAUGGGAAUAAAUGGGUCCAUCUUGGUCAUCUUAAUAAAAAUAUGUAAAAUAAAACAAAAAAC